Molecule: messenger RNA, 2138 nt
Organism: Cuscuta europaea
Lineage: Eukaryota; Viridiplantae; Streptophyta; Magnoliopsida; Solanales; Convolvulaceae
Source: the annotation of a GenBank genome assembly
AGACAUUUCUUUAUGUUUCUUGGAUUUGAAUUUGAGGAGAGAGAAAGGGAGAAAAAGACGAAAUGGGAGAGGGAUUUGCCUGAUUAAAUUCUCUCUUCUUCUCUCUUCUUUCUCUGGGAUGUUAUUACAACGAGACGAGAAGAGGAGGGACAGAAACAAAAUCAUUCUCCCCACGUUAAUUUUGCAUGUCUCUCUUCUUCUCUCUUCUUGAAGCUUCAUUGAAGAAGACGAUUGGGGAAGUCUGAAACUUGAAAGAGAAGGGAGAAAGGGCAUCUAAAAAUGAAUGUAAUGCGUCGUCUCAAGAGCGUUGCAUCCGGUCGCUCUUCAGUAUCAGAUCCAGGAGGGGAUUCAAGCUUAAAGAGAGUGAAAGUUGAACAAGAUUCUAAUCAAAGGACUGCUGGUGAACCUGAGGUUGAAGAACAAGGCUUUACUGUUUCUACAUCUCAGGAAGAAGUCAUCUCCACUGGUACCUCAUCUAUGGAACCAAGACCUGCGCGGUCAGGAUAUGAUGAGCUUCCGAAAGAAAUGCUUGAAAUGAAAAUCAAUGAUGACAAGUCUGAUAAUCAGAACAGACUGAAGGAUAUGGAACCUUCCGUUGUUAGAGGUAAUGGGACAGAAGCAGGCCAGAUAAUUGUCACUACUGUAGGCGGUGGUAGCGGUCAACAAAAACAAGCAUUGUCCUAUAUGGCGGAGCGUGUGGUUGGCACUGGUUCUUUUGGAGUUGUUUUCCAGGCGAAAUGCCUUGAAACUGGUGAAGCUGUUGCAAUUAAAAAGGUGCUGCAGGACAGAAGAUACAAGAACAGGGAACUCCAGAUCAUACGCAUGCUUGAGCAUCCCAAUGUUGUUCAAUUAAAGCAUUGUUUUCAUUCAACAACUGAGAAUAAUGAUGUGUACCUUAACCUUGUCUUGGAGUACGUGCCUGAAACUGUUCAUCGGGUGUCUAGACACUAUAAUAGAAUGAAUCAACACAUACCUGUUCUAUAUGUCCAACUCUAUACAUACCAGAUUUGCCGUGCUUUAAAUUACAUUCAUAAUGUGAUUGGUGUGUGUCACCGCGACAUUAAACCGCAAAAUCUAUUGGUUGAUCCUCAUACUCACCAGCUAAAGAUUUGUGAUUUUGGGAGUGCAAAGAUGUUGGUGCCUGGGGAGCCAAAUAUAUCAUAUAUUUGUUCUCGCUACUAUAGAGCACCAGAAUUGAUUUUCGGAGCAACAGAGUAUACUACUGCAAUCGAUAUGUGGUCUGUCGGUUGCGUUAUGGCUGAACUACUUCUUGGAAAUCCUUUAUUUCCUGGUGAAAGUGGGGUUGAUCAACUAGUUGAGAUCAUUAAGAUCCUAGGGACACCAACCAGGGAGGAGAUUAGGUGCAUGAAUCCAAACUACACAGAGUUCAAGUUUCCUCAGAUCAAAGCUCAUCCCUGGCACAAGGUUUUCCAUAAAAGAAUGCCACCCGAGGCAGUUGAUCUAGUUUCCAGACUGCUACAGUACUCACCCACACUGCGCUGUACUGCUUUGGAAGCUUGUGCACACCCAUUCUUUGAUGCUUUAAAGGACCCAAACACAUGCUUGCCAAAUGGGAGACCUCUACCCCCUUUAUUUAACUUUACUCCCCAAGAGCUUGCUGGUGCGCCUGCCGAACUGCGAAACCGCCUUAUUACUGAGCAUUUGAGGAAAUGAUCGGUUCAAGGGACGGUAAACCCCCUCCUUGCCAUAUUGUGAGGUUAGGCUGCCGGCAUGAUCAGUGAGUGAGUGAGUGCUAUUUUGCGAGUCUUGUCAGAGAGAAGGGAAUGUGACAAGUCAAGUUGAUCCAUCAAAGUGAUUUCUACUUUUUUUUUGUUAAAUUAUUUGGUAUGGACAAUGCUGGCAAGACUUUCAGGCAGUGACACAUUCUUGUAUUUAUUUGUUCUUCCACUUCCCAUGCAAUAUACUAUGUAAUUAUCAUCAUCAUCAUCAAUACCAACAAGUCUUAGAUGUAAUUUUGAUUGCCUUAGUUUUCAUCUCAUAGGCAUGUGAAGUCUUCAUUAGCUUGUUAAAUCAACUCAUUCAUUCUUUGAAUGGAAUGAACUAAUUCCUCUCUGGAUCAAAUUUUGUUAACUUCCACUUGUCAUCAAUGUACUAAAGUGCUCCAUUCCCCUGGGCGG